GUCCUCGUCGUCGUUUCUAGGCUCGAUAUGCAUUCGGUCCAUUGCAUACAGCUUUUUGUUUGUUUGUUUGUUUGUGUCGAAGACCCACAAUCGACUGCUUUUGGAGAUACGAAACUGGAGUUCGGAGCGGCGAAUUUGGGCUCAAAAAGCUUGCAUCAGCAAUAGUUUGUCUCAUUAGCAGAAUAGGCGUGUGGGAAUUGAAGAGGGAAGGAGGUCGAGGUAUUGGUGAAGAAUGGCGGUAGGGAUUGAGGCAGAGGAGAUGCUCCGCGGCACGACCGUGCAGCAGAUCGUGGAGCAUAAUAAUCGUCUGGUGGAAAUACCUUACACGGCUACAGUUAAUGACGCGCUCAAUACUCUGCUUGCGAAGAAUAUCUUGGCGGUGCCCGUUGCGGCCCCGCCAGGGCAGUGGAUUGGAGCAGGGGGCAGUAUGAUUCUGGAGUCUGAUAAGGCCACUGGAGUUGUGCGGAAGCAGUACAUUGGGAUGGUAAGUGUGCUGGAUAUUCUGAUUCAUAUCGCGGAGGCAGAGAGUGAAGCAGACGUUGAUUCCCGAUUGAGAUCCGUCGUGAGUUCCAUCAUCGGCCACUCCAUGGAAGGGCUCAGCCUGUGGAGUAUCAGCCCUCAGACGUCAGUGUUUGAUGCCAUGGAGCCAAUGAGCAAAGGUAUACACCGAGCCUUGAUCCCCGUCGAAAGCAAACUGGAGCACUCCGUAGGAGUGGAGCUUCAGGAGGCCUCACCAGGCUAUCAUCUUUUCACCCAAACGGAUAUGGUGGAGUUCCUGUGUACGCAUUCCAAGGAGCUGGGUUUUACGGCAACCACAAGUGUGAUGGAAUUGGGCGCUGUGCAGUCCACAGUGUAUGCGGCACCCAGCCACAUGAAGGUGAUGGAUGUUGUCAAAUGCAUGCGGAAUACCUCGCUGCACGCCGUGGCGAUUGUGGAGCCAAUGGGAGACUACGAUACCGAACUGGCUCUCGUCAUGGGCAAUGGCAGGAAACUUGUGGGAACAUUCUCUGCGACCGAUUUGCUGGGAUACAACUCUGAGAUGCUGCGGACAUGGUCAUCUCUGCCAAUCCUGAGUUUCUACAGCAAAGCGAUCGUGGCGCAGAGGUUCGGGAUGGGAGCCGCCGUCAACGCCACCCAAAGUGAAUGCAGUGAAUUCCAGCCCACUCCCGUGACAUGCCACGCUGCGACCCCGCUCGCCGACGUCAUGUCGCAGGCCCUCGCCAACCAUGUGCACCGAGUGUGGGUGGUCGACAACCAAGGCCUCCUCCGCGGCGUCAUCUCCUUCUCCGACAUGAUCCGGGCGGUGUAUGAUCGCUUCACAAAACCAUGACUCCCGACCCCGGUCAAGUAGACACUAAUCACCUUCGACACUGAGAAACUGUACAUAGAGACCCGUUGCAGAGUUUCUAGUUUACUGACUCCGAACACCAUUCACAUAAACCUCUCUCAGAGUUCGAUCUGAUCAGUUGCAGCUGCAUCGAACCCAUGGAUCCAUGGGUGCAGACCCACUUGUUCCAGAUCUGUCUCAAACUUUUUUCUUCGUUCUCGUAGUGGACUGUGUGGACCUCAAGCACCAUCGAUGUUUCUUUUUGUGCUACAAUCGAUGUUAUUGUGCAACUCUGGCCUGCUGCUUUCUGCUUUUGAGCUCGGUCCUGCGGGUUGUGGGCACCCAUCGGAGAAUUAUCGAGUGUUGCCUUUAAGAAUGUGAGCUAUUGUUUUUGUACAUGUGUGUGAGAGUGAGGAGUGGGCGGAGAUUACGAGGUUGUUGGCUUUGAAUGGUGUGGUUGUUGAUGUUGACGAAUGGACACGUUCGUUGGCAUCCCUAAUUUAUUCACUCCCAAAUUUGAAAAUAAAUUUUUAUAUGAGCGGUUGUGUUGAUUUA
Molecule: messenger RNA, 1882 nt
Organism: Physcomitrium patens
Lineage: Eukaryota; Viridiplantae; Streptophyta; Bryopsida; Funariales; Funariaceae
Product: SNF1-related protein kinase regulatory subunit gamma-like PV42a
Cellular component (GO): nucleus; cytoplasm
Source: RefSeq, a predicted model, not a curated record